Molecule: messenger RNA, 249 nt
Organism: Rotaria socialis
Lineage: Eukaryota; Metazoa; Rotifera; Eurotatoria; Philodinida; Philodinidae
Source: the annotation of a GenBank genome assembly
AUGUAUGUAAUAACAUGUGCUCUUGACGUAAUUAAGAAAGAAAAGACAACAACAACAACAACAACAACAACAACAACAACAACAACAACAACAACAACAAAAACACCAUCAAUCAUGUUUGUUCACGUCUACAAUAAUUUAAAAGUAGAAUAUAUACGUACUUUAAUGAGUUCUUCGAAAUUAAUGAAUAAUAAAUGUGGAAACUUCGGAUUUCAUCCGAGAGUUAUGUGUACUGCAAAAAUUACAUGA